GGGAAAUCCUCCCCCCGGGUCAGGUGGCGCCCAGUCUGUCACAAAAGUUGCGCUACAUCGGAGCAAAGCAGAAUUCACCGCUUUGGCAGGAAGGGAACCCGAGCAGGUGCUGAAAGUCGGAAAUGGAGUUCGGCUGCAGAUAUAUUUAUGUCAACGACAAAAACAUCAAUAGAGACAAUGAGAAAAUACAUACCCACCUCCCGUCAGUGGAGAUCCACUCAAAUGCACAAUCUCCUUCCUUGGUUACCAGUUCAUAUGAUAAUUUCAUUCCCAUUGAAUGUCCCCCUGCCUAUGACAACUCUACUGGGACUUCUGUAGCCACGGAGGUUCCUGCACUGAGACCCCAGCUCUCACCCAAGCCAGAGCGAAGGACAAAUGGCCCUGCCAGGCCUCAUUCCCCACUGAUAGCCGAUUUAGUACAGAAAAUUGCUCUACAAAAAGCCACCACUUUCCAGGAGGCACCCUGUUCCAAUGCACUGCCAAGUCCCCAUCUGAAUGUACAGCCAUCUGGUCCUACAGAAAGAAAGACACCCCCUCCCAUUCCUGAACGUAGGAAGAAACCCUCCAUGAUUCAGCACCAAGAUGUUUCUGGUCCUGGAAGCGUGCCCUAUGAUAACUUCCGACCUACUGAGGAAUCUCAGCCAAACAAUCAAACUACAGAUGUGUACUAUGAAACACCUCUUGACAGCGAGUAUCCGUGUGCGCUCCAAUCACCUUCCCCAGAGCUGGAAAGGUCAAAGACUCCACCUCCUGUUCCAGAGCGGAAGAAGAGGACUUCACUGGUUCCACCAACUUCUAUGUUCAAUGAACCACCCAAUAGCGUUUACGUGGAAGUACUUCCAGCAUCUGCCUCAGAGAUGGAAAGGUCAAAGAGUCAUUCAUUGUUUCCACCAGCUUCACCUCAGUUGGAAGAAAACAAAGUGAAAGAACAGUUACAGGCAAACUGCAAUGUUCUGCUCCUCAAUCUUGGGAAGCUGGUGGAUAUCUCAGGUACAGCCAACUCUGUCAAGCCCACUGUGUGUUGCAGAUGCUCUGCCGCUUUAUCCAAGGUCAACCCUGGCCUAGAGAACCAGACCUGGUGUUGUGCUUUUUGUGGCUGUGAAAAUACCAUGCCGGCCGGUGCACACAUUGAGAACUUUACAGAAGAUCAAAUCUGCCUCUCGGAUCCACUGCCCGGACGAACUCCUGACGAUGACUCCAUAUUAAUAUUCUGUGUUGACAUAUCUGGGAGUAUGAGUGUGACAUCAGAGAUAGAAAGUGAGCAGAACUUAAAUGGUAAUCACGCGCUCUACAUAACAAGAAUGGAGGCUUUGAAAGCUGGUCUUUUACAGUCUCUUGAUUAUCUUUAUAACCAACAUCCAAAGAAAAGGGUUGUGCUCAUCACUUUCAGUGACCAGGUAAUGAUAUAUGGGGACGGCACAUCCCCACCUCAUAUCCUGGAUGAUACGGAGCUGCUGGAUCCUGAUUACUUAAGAUCCUGUGGAGAAACCCAGCCCAUGCCUCACACAUUAGAAGAAACACUGACAGCAUUGAAGUCAAGGAUUGGAAGUUUGUAUGAAAUGGGAGCAACGGCACUUGGACCAGCAGCAUUGGUCUCCAUAGCAAUGGCUGCUCAGAAACCAGGAUCCAAGGUGAUCAUCUGCACAGACGGCAGAGCCAACACGUACCUGGGGAACCUGGACGAUAUUGCUGAAGAGCAUGCCUAUCAGUCUUCCAGACUCUUCUACAGCAACUUGGCCAAUUUGGCUCUUCAGCACAGUGUGGUAGUGUCGGUGCUGACCAUAGAAAGGACUGACUGCAGGCUGCAUGAGCUGGGCCAGUUAGCUGAUAAAACUGGAGGCAAGGUGAAUAUUGUCCACCCUCUGAACUUGGCCCAAGAAUUCCAAUCUAUUCUGGAAGAAGAGAUCAAUGCUACAGAUGUAAAAGUGAGGGUUUACCUACCCAGUUACAUGUAUUUUGUGUUUGAGGGGCACUCCAUGCCCGUAUUGGAGCGAGCUAUCGGAAGCACCACGCCUGAUACUGUGCUGUCUUUGGAGUUUGACAUCCAUUCAACCCUGAUUCAGGAUGCAUUGCGCCACUCCCAACUACCAGUCCAAGUGCAGCUGACAUUUUGCCGGCAGGACGGAAGGAGAGGCCACAGGAUUCUGACUCAGAGGAGGCCAGUGACCAAUGACUGUUUAGCUGCGCUGGAAGCCCUUAAUAUGAGUGUCCUGCAGAUCCACAGUGCCCAGAUAAGUGCCCAUCUCGCUAUGGAAGGACGUGUGGAGGAGGCCACUAAGGUGGCUCUGGCGCUGAAAGGACUCAUUGCUCAGAUUAUGAAACACGAGAAGUAUGAGGCAAGUAAUGAUGUGUAUGAGGAGUGGGAGAACACCAUGUCACCCAUCUAUGAAGAUUUGCAAGUAUAUGGAAAUUCAAUCAAGAGACAACGUGAACAAGGAAACACACAUGUCCCUGCUGUGAAAGGUUUUACAGAUGAAAUGGCAAACAUGAUGUUCCACCUGAAGCAGGCCAAGAACAAAGUGAUGAAAAAGCUGAAGCACCAGGCCCAAUAAAUAGGAAAUAUAGGAGGGCAAGGAGGCGUGGCUAACUGAGAAGCCGCGGAAUUCCAUGGUGUGGGGGAGGAGUUAAUGAUGUGCAACUGUGGAAUCUCAUUUUCCCACCAUCAGGUCGAGGGCAGCUCUUCUGGGAAGUAUUUGUCAGGUUACAAGGACACUAUUUAUUAUGAGGUAUCAUGGGCUGGAAGUUACCCCAACAGAUAUAUUACUGACACUUUCGUAACUUCAUCCUCUGAUGGUCCUGAGUUGCAUUAGCUUUAAAUACUGGGUCACUGGCUGAAAGUGUAAAUUACCUAAAGAAGGGGUAUGCAGACUGUGAACCUUCAGCUGUUGUUGUACUGCAACUCUCAACAUCUAUAGUUAUAUUGCAUUCUUAAUAUAGGUAAGCAAAUAAAAUAGAAAAUUAUUUUUUAGCACGGUUGCUGGCGUUAAAUCAUAUUGCGGUCUGACUGGAGUUUUAGAAACCGUAAGGAUGGGUAAGAUGUUACUAUAACCAACCUGUAGGUGUCAGCACUGGCACACAAGGAAAUAGGAGGGGAAAAACAAUGAUCUAAAACAUUAUACCCACAAAACCUAUUUUACAUUUCUUGCAUUUUAUAUCAUGUGUAUCCUGGUCCCUGAGAAGUGUUUGUUUUGUUUUUUUUUAACAUUUCUUUUAUUGAGCAAUCAGAUAAAACAGUCAUAUAUAGUGCAAUACAGUGGUUGUACUUGCUGCUAUUUACAAUAAAAUUUAAUACAACAACUAAA
This is a messenger RNA of Xenopus tropicalis (tropical clawed frog), 3302 nucleotides long. Its product is annotated as circularly permutated Ras protein 1. Bases 123 to 2552 code for a protein of 809 amino acids. NCBI's taxonomy places the organism in Eukaryota, Metazoa, Chordata, Amphibia, Anura, Pipidae. The record is from RefSeq and is a predicted model, not a curated record. Gene Ontology annotation, biological process: endoplasmic reticulum to Golgi vesicle-mediated transport; intracellular protein transport. Gene Ontology annotation, cellular component: COPII vesicle coat. The transcript is spliced from 23 exons.